This is a messenger RNA of Anarrhichthys ocellatus (wolf-eel), 3951 nucleotides long. RefSeq names its product ring finger protein (C3H2C3 type) 6 (gene rnf6). NCBI's taxonomy places the organism in Eukaryota, Metazoa, Chordata, Actinopteri, Perciformes, Anarhichadidae. Gene Ontology annotation, biological process: ubiquitin-dependent protein catabolic process; protein ubiquitination; positive regulation of DNA-templated transcription. Bases 1082 to 3232 code for a protein of 716 amino acids. The record is from RefSeq and is a predicted model, not a curated record. The transcript has 3 exons. Gene Ontology annotation, cellular component: nucleus. Gene Ontology annotation, molecular function: ubiquitin protein ligase activity.
AUGUAAUUGUCAUCUCUUAUAAAACUAUGCUAGGGUUACGUAGACGCGCUGUAUACAUUAACUGCUUCAUAAAACAGUUUGUCACGUUUAUAUCUGAGGAGUUAUUCAGCCUCACAGCUAACACUAGUGUCGACGGACUGCUAUUCGCUUACGUUAGAUGUGCUAAUUUGCUAGUGCUUGGUUAGCAACUAAAACAUUGCGUAUUUAAAAUGACACUUCGCAUCCUCGAAAGGUCCUUUAAACUGACUAUUGUGUUUGGGCUGAAAACGCAGUUAAUCAUUACCAGGUGUUAGUAUCUCGAAUAUCUAAUUAUGUGGUAAAGCUGACAGGAUUCUUUGUCUUUCCUUCUUUGCCCUGCGUUUACAUGGAGGAGACCUCCGUUUAGUUUAUCGUUAGCCACGCCUUUGUAGAGCUGUGAUUGGACGGUUGGCGUGUCCGUCAAUCACGCUAGGCCGCUCAUUGGUUGGCUAACCAGGAUGACAACGCCAGUUUUGUUGCUUUAUUCCCUGCGUUCAACAUGGCCUUCCGUGGCUACUGUUGUAAGUUGGCUAACAUUAGCUCACACAAGACAACGAUGUUAUUAGGAACCUUUUAUUGGCGGUGCCUUACAGUGACUGAAUCGAGCAUUAAUCCACAAGCUAAAUUAGAUUAUUCUACGGUGCUAGUCUUCGGGAUAAACGUUAGCAGGAUUACUGUAGCCUCCUCUUGUUGGAGUCUCUCGAUAGAAAAUGGAUGGCGUUGUCUUAAGUGUCGUCCUUCACUAGGGAUUAGUCAUUUUAAGGCUGAGGUACCCGAACAACUCUAAUUUGCAUUUCAUUUUUUCCCUAGUAUACAAAACAACCCACUAGGAGAUGUAGACCUAAGAAAAGCCUUUGUUCUUUUUCUUUACAAAUUAUAAUCGAAUAGCCAUUAGCUUGAGCAACACAUUGUAAUCACAUAAUGAGCAUGCAGAGGCUCAACAUGUGACUUCAGCCUUAUUUUAUAAAUGCUAAAUGUAAAGCUACAGUGGGUAAGCUUCAGAUGACAUUCCACCCCCUGACUGACACCCUCACUCAUCUGUCUGCCAGCACUUUUCAAGGUGAUGGACCCUCCUGGUGGGGGAGACGAACGGCGGAGGCAGGCAGAGCGUCUUCGUCGGGAGGAGGCGUACUAUCACUUCAUUAAUGAACUGAGUGAAGAGGAGUACCGCCUCAUGAGAGACAGCAACCUGCUCGGCACCCCUGGGGAGGUGACUGCCGAGGAGCUCCGGCAGCGUCUUGAUGGGGCAAAAGAGCGAAUGUCUUCUCAGCCCCGCACUGAGCAGCGUUCGCAAGCUGCUGAUUCUGGAGAACAGCAGGGCGGUAGCGGCGAGGGAGAGGAGAGAGCGGCUGGAGGGAGACGAGGAGCAGGGGGCGCAGAGCCUGGAGCCGAACCAUCUAAUGGUGACUCAUUACUGGAGUGGCUGAACACUUUUAGACGCACUGGUAAUGCUACUCGCAGUGGGCAAAGUGGCAACCAAACAUGGCGCGCUGUCAGCCGGACCAACCCUAACAGCGGAGAGUUCCGCUUUAGCCUGGAGAUCAACAUUAACCAUGAUCAGCCAGAGCCGGGGGAGCAUAGUGACACUGUGGACACCGCGGAGCCGCCAGUGGCUGCCGCGAAUAUAACUUCACCCUCUAUACGCACCGCUUCCUCAUUCUCCAACCCUCGCCUUUCAACCACGCCAAGGCCAGUCCCGUACCCUACCCCUCGCCCAGCCCUCAGUAGGAGGAUGCAGACACGGCGUACACGCAGCAGCACUACCACUCUUUCUAUGAGCCCCCCUGCACUUCCUGCACCUGUGGCCUCCCCACCCGCUGCUCAGAGGAGAAGUGCCACUUUGCACUCUUUAGCGCCUCCUCCUACUGUUCCCAACCCUCCUCUUGAUCAAACGACACCUUCGCAACACCAAGCCCUGAAUGCAGAAUUAGAGCAGGGCAGUGAUGAUGUGUCUGCUUCUUUAGACUGUCCCCGUGUGUCACUGCAGUCUGGGUCUCAGGCCCCAGCAGUGGGACCUGAAUCGCGUGGCAGGAGGACUCGAUCACGUGGACGUGCACGCAGGGCUGCUGCGGGGGGCGGGGUUUCAUCCCGCUUGUCAAGGCGCAGCCGUUCUCCCUUGCACAGAAUACCCGUUGCCAGUACCACACCACCAUCAAGUAGUGGUGCCGGUGGCUCCAGCGUCCCCACUGUUGAGCCAGGCAGUGGCACAAGCUCUGUUUCCGUGGAGGCGGUGGCAGAACCUGCAGCUCUAGCAGAGCCGGCUGUAGAGACGGGAGAACGCGAUAGUGAAUCUCAUGCAGUAGGAGCAGGAAGUUCAGCAGUGCGGCGGCAUCCAACCAUCAUGUUGGACCUGCAGGUGAGAAGGAUCCGACCUGGUGAAAACCGCGAUCGGGACAGCAUCGCCAGCAGAACGCGUUCUCGUGCCCGGGUCGCUGAGAAUACAGUCACCUUUGAAAGCGACAGUGGUGGAUUUAGACGCACCAUCUCCCGCUCUGAGCGAGCUGGGAUCCGCACUUAUGUGAGCACUAUCCGGAUUCCACUGAGACGCAUCAGUGAGACGGGCCUGGGGGAGCCCAACUCAACCGCCCUGCGGUCCAUUUUGCGCCAGAUCAUGACCGGAUUUGGGGAGCUGAGCUCCCUAAUGGAGACAGAGGCCGACUCUGAAACUGUUGCGCCUAGCCACACGGAUGCUAGUGUUACAAACAGUAGCACCAGCCCAGCCAGUCGUCUACAUACAACUGAGACCGAAGCGGGCCAAGUUGGUACGGGUAGGGUAGAUCAGGAGAGGGUAGGGCUGGCGGGAAGUGAGGAGGACCAGGGUGGGCCGCCCAGGCUCGGAGGAGGGGUAGUGAGCACCGCAGAGGGACGAGCCACCAGCAGAGACACCAACAACCUGGUAGAAAACGGUACUCUACCCAUCCUCCGGCUGGCACACUUCUUCUUGCUCAACGAUGAGGAGGAUGACGAACACCCUAGGGGCCUGACCAAAGAGCAGAUUGACAAUCUAUCCACGCGUACCUAUGGUCAAGCCAGCCUGGAGGGGGAGAUAGGUCGUGCAUGCAGCGUUUGCAUCAACGAGUACGCCCAGGGCAACAAGCUGCGUCGCCUGCCCUGCUCCCAUGAAUUUCACAUCCACUGCAUUGACCGCUGGCUCUCUGAAAACAACACCUGCCCCAUCUGCAGGCAGCCCAUACUCGCAGUGCAUCACGACUGACCCGUAUGCUCUCAAACACAACUAUCAAGUUCCUGGCUGGCUGAACUGAGCAGACCCAAGUGGGCUUUGCAUGUACAUAGCGCUUUCAUGGUUUAAUUAUUUUUUUUUUUUUGGAAAAUAUCCAUUGUGUUGAAGUUGAAGAAGGUUGAACCAAAAGUGCGGAAAAAAAGAAAACUAUAAAUGCAGAGAAUUUACAGAACUUUAUUUUUUUAGACUUUUGUUUUCAGCAACUUAUUGUUUUAUUUUCUUCUUCCUAUGACCCGUUCUCUCUGGUCUCCGCCACAAAGCUUAACAGGCCCAUGUCAAUGGAUGGCAUUAAUGCUUAAGGGAGCUCCUGAAGUCGCUGCUGACUAGUCUCACUUUAACUCUUUACUGUCUGAUACAUGUGACGUCUCCUUGUCACAACUGGUCCACACAAAUCACUUCUAGACUUGCUUUAUUCAGUAUAAGCUGUAAAUAACUCACCACUGCUUGUAUUUUUAUGGUUUUGACACAAGCAGCUCCUCACAUGCCAUGUGUUCAGAAUGGAAGCAGGAAUUAUUUUCUUUUGUAACAUUCACCAUUUUAAAGCUUUGACAUCCAUUUUAAAGUGUCCCUCUGCAGUUGGUGAAGAAAUGUAUGAUUUAUCGGGAUCUGUAUGAUAUAUGUAUUUAAUUUUGAAAUAAGUUUUAUUCUGUAUGUCCAGUAGUAUUUGUUUAAGCUCUUUCCACACAUUACAU